GCUUUUGGCCCAAUAACAUGUUUGGUUCAUGCUUUGCUUAUAUUAUAACGUUUGUAUUUUUGUAGAAACUAAAAUAUUGUCCAAGUAGGUUGGAAAUAACUAGAGAACCCAAUUUUGCUCAACAAUGCCAACAAGCAAAGCAAAUUGGGACCAAAUUAUUCUUUAUCUUUCCAAAGCUCCCUCACAACUUGCAAAUCUUAAGACAACAAGUAUUCAUCCACUCCUUUUUUUGUUGUUAUAACUUAUAACCCAUUUCCUUGAAUCAAUCAGUGUGUGCAAAAAACCUGUCUUUGAUACAUUUGGAGGGUGUUGUAAUGGGGUUUGUAGUUUUGGGUUCAUCGAGUUCUUACGUUUCAGUGAGAGAUUUCCAUCACUGGAAUGUCAGGUCUCAAUCUUUCAGUUUGAAAGAGAGGUAUGGUGUUGGCUUCAAGUUGGUUAACAAUUUCAAGGCUUAUAAACUGGGAAGAGUUUCACUUUGCAAGAGUGAAUUUAUUGACUGUGAAGUAAGAACAAGCCCCAAUGAGGUCAGAAAAGAGAUAGAACAAUGCUAUGAACUCAUACACAGACUUGGGAGGGGAGUUGUGUACUUGGGUUCUUCGAGGAUGGGACCUGGCCAUCGUCAUUACUCACUAACAAUGGAGCUGGGUAGAGAGAUAGCAAACCUUUUGGACUGUACCACAUGGACAGGAGCUGGUCCUGGCCUCAUGGAUGCUGCUAUUAAGGGUGCUCUGCAAGCAGGAAAGCCUGUUGGUGGGUUUAAGAUAGGUAGGGAAGCUGGAGAAUGGACUACCUCAAAUUUUCAUCCAUACCUGCCUUCAGAAACUUAUCUUACAUGCAGGUUUUUCUCUGCUAGAAAGCAUGGGUUGGUUGAUGCUGCAGUUCGGAGUUCUAACUCUGAUAAGACAGCCGUAGUUGCUCUUCCAGGUGGUGUUGGUACCGUUGAUGAGAUGUUUGAGAUAUUGGCAUUGAUUCAGCUUGAAAGGAUUGGAUCAGAGCUUCCGGUUCCCUUCAUCUUAAUGAACUAUGACGCAUUUUACGCAAAGCUGUUAGACUUUCUUGACGAAUGUGAGGAAUGGGGUACUGUCUCCAAGGGAGAGGUUUCAUCAUUGUGGAAGAUCUGUGACACUAAUUCAGAUGCUUUAGCUUACUUGGCAGAGUUUUAUGAUCUGCCUUUUCCUGAUAAAGGCUAGCAUGAAACAGAAUUGAGAAGCCGGCAAGGGGGUGGAUAUAGAAGGUUUUGUAUGCUAGUAUUCAUUGUCAAAUCCAGAAAUUGAUGUGUUCAGAAUUUGAAUCCAAUAGAAUACUAACUCUGACAAAUUUCACAAGUAUAAGCUAGACAUGAAUUCCUCAGAGAUGUGUGAACUAAUCUUGGCAUCAUUUGGUGACUCUGUCCUUGUUAUGUUUCAGAAAAUAGGUGAUUAAGUUUGCAGUUAGUUGAUUUUAUGUAUACAUCCACUGUAACAAGAAUGCUGAGAUGUACUUCUGGUUUUCAUCAAAGUGCCCGCAGCAGUUGGUUUUACUGUUGUACUUAGCAUUAUCAUUCAAUCAAACUCAAAAUUAACACCAUGCAUUACAUGGUUCCAUUUGCAGUCAAGUUAAAGGAUCUCUGGAUGUGAUCAUGAUGUAGAUUUGGUCAAGCAAACGAACAAAGGCAUUGAACACUAAAAGGUAAAGAAGAAAAAAAAAUUCAUUAAGAACAGAACAAAGUUCAAGCUGUCUGAAAUCCCACAGAACAACAAACAUGAUUGAAUACUCAAGUGCAACUUUAAAACCCCUAUAUCCUAUAAAAAUUUGGAUAAGGGAAUGAUUAAAAUCCCUCAAAUUCCUAGUUCAACAAUGAAGGUUUCUUCACAUUAUGCUGUACCACUCAGGAUCACCAUUACGAAAACCUACUGUUUGUGGCGGCAGCUGGGAAAAGUAUUGAGCCUGUGGCUCAUAGUAAGGAUAAUCUUGAUAAUACUGUGAGUGAUGUGGGUAGUUUUCAUAUAUGGGGUGCCAAUUUCUUUCUUGAGGAGGAUAGCCAUAAUAAUACUCUGGUCUUCCAUAGGGAGUAUAUCCAUAGCUGCCUUGAUACUAGUUAUCAUAGCCAUGUCUCGGAGGAAUGGUCCUCUCUUGGUAUCCAGAAUCCACCGGCAAAAGAUCUGCAUGUAACCCGACUUCUGCGAGCGUCUUCAUAAGUUGUCUAGGGUUUAUUCUUCCUGUUAUCUGGACAAUUCCUUUUUCACCAUCUA
Messenger RNA from Durio zibethinus, 2231 nucleotides. Its product is annotated as putative cytokinin riboside 5'-monophosphate phosphoribohydrolase LOGL10. The record is from RefSeq and is a predicted model, not a curated record. Lineage: Eukaryota; Viridiplantae; Streptophyta; Magnoliopsida; Malvales; Malvaceae.